Lottia gigantea (owl limpet) is the source of this 387-nucleotide messenger RNA. RefSeq lists its product as hypothetical. The transcript has 2 exons. The coding region runs from base 1 to 387 and encodes 128 amino acids. NCBI's taxonomy places the organism in Eukaryota, Metazoa, Mollusca, Gastropoda, Lottiidae. The record is from RefSeq and is a predicted model, not a curated record.
AUGCCUUACCGCAAAAGGGUUAUAGGAAUCCGUAAUAAAAUAUAUGUGAAUUCUGUAUUCCCAACCAAAGAUUUAACUGGACUAUAUCAGACUGUAUUCCCAACCAAAGAUUUAACUGGACUAUUUCAGUCUGUAUUCCCAACCAAAGAUUUAACUGGACUAUAUCAGACUGUAUUCCCAACCAAAGAUUUAACUGGACUAUUUCAGUCUGUAUUCCCAACCAAAGAUUUAACUGGACUAUAUCAGACUGUAUUCCCAACCAAAGAUUUAACUGGACUAUUUCAGUCUGUAUUCCCAACCAAAGAUUUAACUGGACUAUUUCAGUCUGUAUUCCCAACCAAAGAUUUAACUGGACUAUAUCAGACUGUAUUCCUACCAAAGAUAUAA